AUGGAUAAAUGGUCUCCAUUUUUCAAUCCUAAUUCCGUCAGAGGAAUUACUGCACCGGUUUGGGUUCGGUUUCCUUGCUUACCAUUGUAUUGUUGGGACAAGGAAAACUUCAUUAAGAUUGCAUCGAGAAUUGGAGCUCCUAUUCUGUUGGAUGGUAAUUCAUUUAAAUGGGGGAAGCGGGAAUUUUCCCGGGUAUGUAUCAGACUGAAUUUGGAAAAUAGUCUCCUAAAUGGUGUGUGGGUUGAUGGGAUUGCUAGUCAUUUCUUCCAAGGAAUUGAAUACGAGAAGAUUGAUUUAAUAUUCUACCAGUGUGGGAAGGUGGGGCAUGAGAGCAAGCUAUGCCCUGAAAGUGUGAAGAAAGUCUCGGUGGAGCAACCGGUUAAGAAAGCUGAUGCUAAGAAGAAUGUGGAUGGGAAGGUUGACAGGGAAGGUGCUGAGGAAACUAAUGAGAACUAUGGGCCGUGGAUACACGUUAAGUUUAAAAUAGGAGGUUUUGGAAUGGUAAGGGGAGCCAGGAAAAAAGAGGCUUCUUUGUAUCUCAAUGAGAUAGUUAGAGAUCAUGGUGUUUGUUUUGUUGGAUUGAUGGAGACCAAGUUAUCUAGUAUUGAUAGAAUUGAAGUUGAUUUUCUUAUUGGGAAGGAUUGGGAUUACUUUCAUUUCCCAGCUAUGGGCACUGCGGGUGGCAUUUUAGUGUUGUGGAAUACGAAGAUUGUUUCUUUUGCUGUUGAAAGAAGUGCUUCUCAACUGGUGAUUCGAUCUCUUCAAACACCUUCUUUGGGUGUGUGGAAGGUGGCAACUAUAUAUGGCAGUAGAUGCAAUAAUGAGAGAAGGAGCCUUUGGAGCAUGCUUGAGACUAGUUUGAAGGAUUCGGGUCCUUCUAAAGUUGUAGAGGACAUUGAGAGCAUUAUUUUUCUGUAA
Molecule: messenger RNA, 918 nt
Organism: Dendrobium catenatum
Lineage: Eukaryota; Viridiplantae; Streptophyta; Magnoliopsida; Asparagales; Orchidaceae
Exons: 2
Coding region: 1-918 (305 amino acids)
Source: RefSeq, a predicted model, not a curated record